This is a messenger RNA of Eurytemora carolleeae, 432 nucleotides long. Its product is annotated as protein PXR1-like. The transcript is spliced from 2 exons. The coding region runs from base 1 to 432 and encodes 143 amino acids. Lineage: Eukaryota; Metazoa; Arthropoda; Copepoda; Calanoida; Temoridae. The record is from RefSeq and is a predicted model, not a curated record.
AUGACAGAUAAGACAGAUAGGACAGAUAGAACAGAUAUGACAGAUUGGACAGAUAUGACAGAUAGGACAGAUAUGAAAGAUAGGACAGAUAUGACAGAUAGGAAAGAUAGGUCAGAUAUGACAGAUAUGAAAGAUAGGACAGAUAGGACAGAUAUGACAGAUAGGACAGAUAUGACAGAUAGGACAGAUAUUACAGAUAAGACAGAUAUGACAGAUAGGACAGAUAGGUCAGAUAUGACAGAUAGGUCAGAUAUGACAGAUAAGACAGAUAGGACAGAUAGGGUGAUGAAGGGUCAGUUUCAGGUGAUGAAGGUUCAGUUUCAGGUGAUGAAGGUUCAGUUUCAGGUGAUGAAGGUUCAGUUCAGUUACAUCCCUUACAAUGAAACAUCAAUGAAUACUGAGAAGAUAGAAGGAAAACAGAAAAAUAAGUAA